Messenger RNA from Magnolia sinica, 1754 nucleotides. RefSeq names its product receptor like protein 21-like. Lineage: Eukaryota; Viridiplantae; Streptophyta; Magnoliopsida; Magnoliales; Magnoliaceae. The transcript is spliced from 6 exons. The record is from RefSeq and is a predicted model, not a curated record. The coding region runs from base 120 to 1169 and encodes 349 amino acids. Gene Ontology annotation, molecular function: protein binding.
CCACACACAUCACCUCUCCCACGCGUCCCUCGACCCUGACCAACCUUAGAACUUCUACACUUAUAAAUUGAAAAACAUUGUCCUGCUGGAAUACAGCGGAGAAAACUAAUACAAUUUCCAUGGAUUGGGCAUUGGUUUUGUGGUUGUGGGCUUUGCUUUAUGUUCAGUACUGUCGUCGUGGGUGUCUUGGGUGCUUGGAUAAGGAGAGGACUUCUCUCUUGGAGAUCAAAGCCUCCAUCAAUUAUCCGAAUGGGUCUUCUCUUCCUACAUGGAAGGAUGGGACUGACUGCUGUAAUUGGGAUGGAAUCAAGUGCAACAAUGCAACAGGCCGAGUGACUGAAAUUUCUCUCGGUUGGGCAAGGGAAUACAAGUUGGGAGAAUGGUAUCUGAAUGCCGACUUACUUCUAUCCUUUGGAGAACUGCAGAGCCUCGAUUUGUCCUCGAAUUACCUGCGUGGUUGGGUUGAUCAUGAAGGUUUCAAUAGAUGGUCGAGAUUGAGCAAGCUAGAGCACCUUGACCUGAGCCAUAACUCAUUCAAUGAAACCAUCUUACCGUAUUUGGGCGCACUCUCAUCCCUCAAGAGCCUUGAUCUAGAAACGAACGAUCUGGAAGGAUGCUUCCUGUCAAAAGAAUUGGCCAACUUGAGCAAACUGGAGGUUUUGGAUUUGAGAUAUAAUCGACUCAAUGGUUCCCUAUUUCUGCAAGGGAACUUAAGCAAACUGAAGGUUCUGGAUUUGAGCUAUAAUCGACUCAAUGGUUUCCAAAGCCCCCAAGAAUUGUUGAACUCAAGCAAACUGGAGGUUCUGAAUUUGGAAUAUAAUGUACUCAAUGGUUCCCUAUCUCUCCAAGCUUUGUGCAAUCUUGAGAAUCUUCAAGAACUGGAUCUUCACAGCAAUGAAUUGGAAGGGAGCCUUCCUCCAUGUCUCAGCAACUUGUCAUCCCUCCAACUACUUGAUCUCUCCCAUAAUAAACUCAGUGGGAUCUCCUCAUCUCUCAUCUCAAGCCUCACAAUGCUUAGAUUCCUUUCUCAAUCUAGCAACCGCUUUGAAGGGUCUCUCUCAUUUAGCUCAUUUGCUAACCUUUCCAAACUUGAGGUUGUGGAACUUUCAGUCCUGAACGUACCUAUUCGUAUUAUUCGUACGGCGUUACAACAUAUCCCAAUCAGUUAGAGGUUGAAAUGGAAUCCACACAUUGGGUUCCUAAAUUCCAGUUGGAAGUCCUCCACUUAUCAAACUGCAACAUCAACAAGCUGACUGGUACCAUUCCCACCUUCCUUUCCAGCCAACAUAACCUGAUAUCAUUAGACCUUUCCCACAACAACAUGAAGGGAAAGUUCCCAUCUUGGUUGUUAGAGAAUAAUGAAAGACUACAAAUACUAGACCUAGGAAGCAACUCCUUAACUGGCCCAUUCCAUCUGUCACCUCAUCCAAACAACCUGGAUACAUUGUUGUUGGACGUCUCCAACAACAACAUCUACGGACAACUUCCUGAAAGUAUUGGUUUCCUCCUUCCAAAUUUACAAUUCUUAAACAUGUCUACAAACGCUCUUCAUGGUACCAUUCCUUCGUCGAUGGGCAACAUGACGCAACUGUAUUCUUUAGAUUUGUCGAGAAACAAAUUUUCAGGAGGAAUACCAGAGGAAUUGCCCAUGGGUUGUAUCUCAUUGAAAACUUUGAAGCUAUCAAACAAUAUAUUACAAGGCCUAGUGUUUCCCACUCAUUCAAACUUGAAAUCUUACGGAAUCUGUAUCUGGA